Messenger RNA from Daucus carota subsp. sativus, 1468 nucleotides. Its product is annotated as protein DOWNY MILDEW RESISTANCE 6. The record is from RefSeq and is a predicted model, not a curated record. The transcript is spliced from 6 exons. Lineage: Eukaryota; Viridiplantae; Streptophyta; Magnoliopsida; Apiales; Apiaceae. The coding region runs from base 186 to 1355 and encodes 389 amino acids.
AAGGAAUUCUAUAACCCAAGUAUUAUAAGUACAACAGAACUUGGUAAAGCUUUUGAACCCUGCCUCUUUUCCCAAUGAGCGAGAGAGUGAGAUAGUGCCAUCUAAGGCAACCAAACUCUAUCUCCUUCAGCUCACUUGCUGCUGCUGCUGCAGAGAUACAGAGAGCGCAUUUCCGCCGAUUAACCAUGCCUGGUCCAGUUGUUGACGAGCUUGAGAUCCAAAACACACUUGAGAGUGAAGAGCCAAUAGUGGAGGACGUCAAGGAAGAAGACGACCACGGUGUUGAAGCUGCUGAUUCCGACGACGACGACAAGGAAGAAGAAGGCACUCCAGUAGAGAAGAUGAGUACCAAGAUGAUCUCCACCGGAAUUCCUUUCGCGAAAUUGCCAGAAAGUUAUAUUCGUCCUGAAUUUGACCGACCCAAUUCCUCCGUAGUAUCGGAUUGUGAAAAUGUACCUGUUAUUGAUUUGGGCUGCGGGGAUAGAGAGCUUAUCAUUCGACAAAUUGGAGAUGCUUGUCAAGAAUACGGGUUUUUCCAAGUGGUUAAUCACGGAGUGGAAAAGGAAAUAGUGGAGAAAAUGCAAAUAGUGGCAAGAGAAUUUUUUAGUUUGCCCGUGGAAGAGAAAAUGAAGUUGUAUUCGGAUGAUCCGUCCAAAACAAUGAGAUUGUCAACAAGUUUCAACGUGAAUAAGGAAACAAUUCACAACUGGAGAGACUAUCUAAGACUUCAUUGUUAUCCUCUGGACAAAUACUCGCCCGAGUGGCCAUCUAAUCCUUCUUCAUUCAGGGAAAUUGUGACCAAUUACUGUAAAGAAGUACGAGAAUUAGGAAUGAGACUGGAGGAAGUCAUCUCGGAGAGCUUGGGGCUUGAGAAAGAAUACAUAAAGAGAGUUCUGGGAGAGCAAGGUCAGCACAUGGCCAUAAACUAUUACCCGGAGUGCCCGGAACCGGACCUAACCUAUGGAUUGCCGGGCCACACGGAUCCGAACGCACUAACCAUUCUCCUCCAGGACCUCAAUGUCUCUGGCCUUCAAGUCCUCAAGCAGGGCCGCUGGUUAGCUGUCAAACCCCACCCUGAUGCCUUUGUCAUUAAUAUUGGCGACCAAUUUCAGGCACUGAGUAAUGGAAAAUACCAGAGUGUGUUUCACCGGGCCGUUGUCAAUGCCGACAAACCAAGGCUAUCUGUCGCCUCUUUCCUCUGCCCGUAUGAUUGCGCGGUAAUAAGUGCUCCCAAGAAUCUGAUACAAGAAGGAUCAGCCAGUAUUUACAGGAGCUAUACUUAUGCAGAAUACUAUAAAAGUUUUUGGAGUAGGAAUCUUGAUGAUGACCAUUGUUUGGAAUUUUUCAAGAAUUAGUUCACUCAUUCCUUGCCUUACUAUAAGCUUGGUAAUAGCUACAUAUUUCUUCUGACGAAUAAUAAGAGAUUGAUGCCUCGAAUAAGAGGCUUAUAUUCCAGUUUCAACAAAAA